Messenger RNA from Andrographis paniculata, 1570 nucleotides. RefSeq names its product autophagy-related protein 18a. The transcript has 4 exons. Gene Ontology annotation, cellular component: cytosol; phagophore assembly site membrane; extrinsic component of membrane. Lineage: Eukaryota; Viridiplantae; Streptophyta; Magnoliopsida; Lamiales; Acanthaceae. Gene Ontology annotation, molecular function: phosphatidylinositol-3-phosphate binding; protein binding; phosphatidylinositol-3,5-bisphosphate binding. The coding region runs from base 30 to 1349 and encodes 439 amino acids. Gene Ontology annotation, biological process: autophagy of mitochondrion; nucleophagy; protein localization to phagophore assembly site. The record is from RefSeq and is a predicted model, not a curated record.
UCCCUUCCCCAGUUUUGGUCUUCCUUCCCAUGGCCACUCUCUCCGGCUUCUCCCCUCCCAACCCUAACCCUACCCCCAAUUCUAAUUUCAUCAACCCAAUGCUCCAGCCGUACCUCGAACAGCAGCAGCUGGGGAUUCAACCGGACGACGGGUCCGAUCGCGGCGGCGGGCUUGACCGCGCCGGCGAUUCCUCCGUCGAUGGCGACGGCGAAUCCGACGGAGAUAAAACUAUACAGAACCCGAACCCGAACUUGAGUCCGCAGCCAAGCCCUAGCCCUAGCCCUAACCAAAUCAAGCUCCUCCACGUCUCGUUCAACCAGGAUUUUGGAUGUUUUGCCACUGGCACUGAUCGAGGAUUCCUAAUCUACAACUGCGACCCUUUCCGUGAGAUUUUCCGGCGCUCCUUCGACGGGAACGGCGGCGGAAUUGGCGCUGUCGAGAUGCUGUUCCGAUGUAACAUCCUUGCUUUAGUCGGCGGCGGCGAUUCGCCGCAGUAUCCGUUGAACAAGGUCAUGAUAUGGGACGAUCAUCAGAGCCGGUGUAUUGGGGAAUUAUCCUUUAGGUCUGAAGUGCGUGGGGUUCGAUUGAGAAGGGAUCGAAUCGUUGUUGUUCUUGAGCAGAAGAUUUUUGUGUACAAUUUUGCAGAUUUGAAGCUGCUGCAUCAGAUUGAAACGUUUUUGAAUCCUAAGGGGCUUUGCACAGUGUCUCAGGUUGCAGGAUCGUUUGUGUUGGUUUGUCCUGGGUUGCAGAAGGGCCAGAUUAGGGUUGAGCAUUAUGCAUCGAAGAGGACUAAAUUUAUAAUGGCUCAUGAUUCAAGAAUUGCCUGCUUUGCGCUCUCCCAGGAUGGGAAUCUGUUGGCCACUGCCAGCAGUAAGGGGACACUGAUUCGGGUGUUCAAUACUCAUGAUGGAAGUUUGCUGCAGGAGGUGAGGAGGGGAGCCGACAGGGCAGAAAUACAUAGCUUAGCAUUCUCACCUACAGCCCAAUGGCUGGCAGUCUCAAGUGAUAAAGGUACCAUUCACGUAUUUCUUCUUAAGGCAAAUUCCGGAGAAGUUGGCAAUGAGAGGUCAAACAGUCCUGAUCGAAAUCCUUCUUCUAUGGGUUCUAGUUCCUCGCUGUCUUUCAUUAAAGGAGUGUUGCCAAAAUAUUUUAGCUCGGAAUGGUCUGUAGCUCAGUUUCGUUUGCCGGAAGGCUGCCAAUACAAUGUUGCUUUUGGUCACCAGAAAGAUACAGUGGUAAUUCUUGGUUUGGAUGGAAGUUUCUACCGAUGCAAGUUCGAUCCAGCAACGGGAGGGGAGAUGGCGCAGUUGGAGUAUCAUAACUUCCUCAAUCCUGAAGAACCAUUUUAGCAAUAAACAAGAAGCAGUGUCUGUGUUUCCUUAUUUGUAUCAUCAUCUCUCCCUCUCCCUCUCCCUCUCCCUGUGGAUUUAUGGAUUCUGAUUUAUGUAAAUAUCCGUGUAAAUUUGAUUAAUAGUCUGAAUCUGGUUCUGGUUAGUUAUUCGGUACUGAAUUGUGAAAAAAAUGUGGGACAAAAAUAAUAUUAGAGAAAAGAAAAAAAAAAAAAAAGAAA